This is a messenger RNA of Oncorhynchus nerka (sockeye salmon), 6397 nucleotides long. RefSeq names its product shugoshin 2 (gene sgo2). The record is from RefSeq and is a predicted model, not a curated record. The coding region runs from base 1973 to 5278 and encodes 1101 amino acids. The transcript has 10 exons. Gene Ontology annotation, biological process: meiotic sister chromatid cohesion; meiotic chromosome segregation. Gene Ontology annotation, cellular component: kinetochore; nucleus; chromosome, centromeric region. NCBI's taxonomy places the organism in Eukaryota, Metazoa, Chordata, Actinopteri, Salmoniformes, Salmonidae.
UUUAGGGGAAACUUUGCCACAGAUGGAUAGGGAAAACCAAUAUCCUUGCCAUAUAUUGUUACGUCCAAAGUUUUGGCACGUUUCAUAAAUUGCCGCGAAUCCGCCAUAGAAAUAUGAAAUAACCUCUGGUUAUAUGGAUAGCCUAACUAUUUAACGGUUCAGACUAGAUUUGACUUUGUAAUGGACACGGUGCAACGGUUGGUAGGCUUCUAACAAGCUGCGCUACAGCAAUGCCAAGUCAGCCUGUGCUCAUGCCAUGGCUAGGGAAAGUGAAAUGAUAUGCUACAAUGACUUUGCUCAUGAUGCUGGCGCAAAUGAUACUGUAUGUAAACAACACCCUGAGCGCAUUGGACACGAAACGAAACACUAACACAAAUGUAACAACAGCACAAAAUAGAUAAAGAAGUCUGGAAUUUUCUUUCGCGGGUGGCUUUUCAUUACUCGCGAAAAGGAAUAACUUUGCAGGUGUUUCUGAAUCAUAAACAAUGCCAUGCGGGUGGAUGAUAACAUUCAGAUAAAAGCCCUGCCCUGAAACGAAACAUAGAUUACAAAGUAUUAGCACGUCAUAUCACAGGGGAAACAGAUGGAAUUGGCAUGGAAAAUAUCCAAAGUUACCACUUCGUAUUUCCCAUUUCAACCCCAAAUAUGUCUUACUUCGACUAAUUAUUUCCUUCUCAUUAUUUCCUUUGUUUGCUGAAGCGCGAAGGCGUACCUGGACGAUUACGUAUUGACUUAAAUUGUUUCGCAACAUCAUGGAUAAGCUAUAGGCAUUGUCUUUAAGUUUUUGUGGGUGUUUAAAACUGCGAAAAUAUUUUUCCACACCAUUGCAAAAUUGGUAGAAUUGCAGGAAAUAAGCUUCAAAACUUUUCUCUCUGCACCAUGGAAAAAUGAGUAGUUUUGCAUUACAUUUGUUAGAAAAUCGCUAAAUGUUUCUUUCGCCCGUACCUAAAUCCGCUAUUGAUUUAAUAAAUCUCUUUGCCAAAAUUCGUCCUCUCUCCCAUGUCUUACUCGACUAGUAUUUUUGAAAGUGUAAGGAUUAUUAUUAUUUUUCCCCCCCACCUUUAUUUAACCGUAUAAACUAGUUGAGAACAAGUUUUCAUUUACAACUGCAACCUGGCCAAGAUAAAGCAAAGCAGUGCGACACAAACAACAACACAGAGUUACACAUGGAAUUAACAAGCAUAGUCAAUAACACAAUAGCAACAAAUAAAGUCUAUAUACAGUGUGUGCAAAUGGCGUGAGGAGGUAGAAAAUAAAUAAACCAUAGUAGCGAAAUAAUUACAAUUUAGCAGAUUAACACAGGAGUGAUAAAUGAGCAGAUGAUGAUGUGCAAGUAGAGAUACUGGUGUGCAAAAGAGCAGAAAAGUAAAUAAGAACAAUAUGGGGAUGAGGUAGGUAGAUUGGGUGGGCUAUUUACAGAUGGACUAUGUACAGCUGCAGCGAUUUGUAUGUUUAGCUCACAUAAUAUAAUUUAAAUGUGUGCAUUAGAGUGUCUGUAAUAUAAUAAACGUGUAAAAACGAAUGUAGACAUGAAUAAUUGCAUUUAUAUAGCUUCCAAAACAUUUAUACUUGAGGAGAUGGCUGCCCUGUGGCUUCAAUACAGCGCCCUCUUAGUCAUCCAGGGUUUAUAGACAUGAUUGGUCUGUUUUAUCCAGGGUUUAUAGACAUGAUUGGUCUGUUUAUCCAGAACUUAUAGACAUGAUUGGUCUAUACCCAGACAGGGCUAGAAUUUAGAAUGAGCGAUCUGAGCUGUGAUUAGCUCGUUGCAGUCCAAAGAGCACGCCUAUUUUUUACUUGAAACAGCGGCGCCGGUUGGUUGCUAGAAUGUUUAUGUUUAAGCUGAGCCACCGGUAAUCUAGCUAGCAUGUAAAUACAAUUUGGUAACGUUUUCACCGGCUAUAUUAACGUUUCAAUUACAUAGCUAUAGCAAAUUCGUCCACUUUAAAUAAGAAGACAUAACGCCCGGAUCAGGAUGAACAUGUCAGCUGAGGGAAGGACCCUCCUCUCAACUAUGUUACCAGGGAAGAAACCUAUGCCCUCGAAGGCUGCUAAAAAUAACUCUCUAACAGUGGCAUCGAAGAUAAAGACCAAGAUUCUCAACACAUCCUCAUUCUUCAAGGUCUCCCUGAAGACUAACAACAAGGCUCUGGCUCUGGCCUUGGUGGCUCAGAGGGAGAGAAGCAGACAGCUUGAAGUGGAAACUGUGCACCUACGGAAACAAGUGGAGUCUCUGAAUUUUGACCUGGCUAUUCGCAGAUUCAAGCACAACCAACUGAUUAUAAUCUUGAAAGACCUUCAACGCAACACUUUGGAUAACUUGGAAAGGGCUGUGGAUCUCUUCUCUGAUGAAAAUGGAAGGGACGUUGGAGAAUCUCAUUUUGAAUGGGAGUCCCACCAUUACCACGGUAACGGCUCCCGCCCCUUAAAGGGGCAGCUGAAGGUUUUUGUCUCACAAGAUUCCCCUGAAAUAUCUGAAGACCGCAGUAAGCCACCCCCUGAUAAAAAAGAGGAAAAUGGUCAGAUGGAGAGGGUAGCGGUUCAGAUACCUCUUAUCAUAGCAGAGCAGUCCAGGGAUUUGGUGUCCCCUUCAAAACAGACCAGCAUGAGCCAAGAGGUUGUAGUAAAUGACAAAGGAAACACGUCCACAAAUCCUUUUGGGACCCAAAGUAGGUCAUCAGAGUCCAAUGCCAGUAAAGAGAGCAUUAAUAAGAUGGAGCAACAAGUGGACAAUACUUUGAAAUCAACCAAAAAGAGAACAUCCCGACAAUCCAGUAGCCUAAAAGAUGAGGUGGAAAAGUGGUCAAAGAUUUAUUCUGACACUGGACUUGACCCUAUCCCAGCAGUCUUGCCUUCUGUUGUCUCCACAACUAAUAUUCUACAGCCCUCUGGUACUGAUAAAGUUGUGCACCAUCCAAACAGCUUAAUGGAGACCACAUUGGCGCUUGCAAUAAAGACCACUGUCGGGGAAGCAGAGAAGACCACCAUCAAUGAUACAGAGAUGGAGAUAACUAUUGGGGACAGCGCUGCUGAAAUCGUUACAGUGGAGACCAAGCCCAAGAAAGCUGGUGGACCGAAGAAACUGAAGGUGCCAAAGACAAAAAUCCCUUGUCUAUUAGCGAAGGUUGGAAAUAAGAACUGUGGGCCAACACAUGUUGUUGAGAAUCUAGAGGUGAAGAGCUCUGCUGUAAACGUGGAGCUGCCGACAGCGAUACAAAAGGUGUUUUCCGCAACACCACUACAUACAGACAACCCUACAGUGGAGAGUGUGGAUGUAGAACACCGAGAAGAGGACUUCAUAGAGAACUCAGCCAGUGAGAUUGAAUCCCUUGUUGCCCGCAGAAAGACUUAUGUCACCUCUCGCAUCACCAAACACAAAAAACCUACCCGAGAAUCCCAUAAAACAACACAAGAUUUUCCAAAAACGUUUGACCCAAGAAAAACUUUUGAAGUGCCUUUCCAAUCCAAAUCCCAUCGAAGUGUCUCACCUGACCCGUUUGAAGAUGACUUUUUCGAUGACCCUGAAGCUCAGAAGUCUGUAUUUAAACUAGCCGGGGCAAACCCAUUGGUCAUAGAUGCCACGGAAAACAAAGUCACUAAAACUAAAGGUCACAAGACUUUUGUGAUUUCUAAUGAGCCUACAUCUAGAAAGGGCCAGAAGAAAUCCAAAGAACGCAGGAAGACUAAAGCACAGCCUGUCAUGGUGGACCAUGAAUUACACAUUGAAACAGAAAAGGAUCCAUUCCUUCUGCCUCAACCUCUCAUUGAAGAGGAGUCUCAUUCUCCUGAAGGGUGCCCAGCCUAUGUAGACAUGGAUACCACCCUGCACGAAUACAGGGAAUCACACAGUGCUUCCAGACCUCUGUCCACUACACGGAGCAGUAAGAGACCCACCAGAGUGAAAGGCAGAGGGACGUUUGUGGUCUCGGUGAACAGGGACAGCUCCUCAGUGAACAGUACAAUAUUAGAUGAUGCUUGGGCUGAAAAGCUGGCGUGCACUCCGACUACAGGGUAUGACUCUGUUGCAGAAGAAGGGAAAGAAACGGUCAGGGAAGAAAGCAUAGAGGAGCAUCUGACUGGACCUCACCCAGAUCACUGUCUAGCUGCUGGGCGCAAGACUACAGACUCUGGGGUUGAAGAAACUCCUGCCUCCUCUAAACGUCCAUGGCUUGCUACCCAGGAACCUGCAAGGAAUUCAGAGGGCCAAGAAAGCUUAUGUGUUGAGGAAGAAAUGCCCCCAUGGGAGAUCGGUGACUCCAUUUCAGUUGCUGCAGAGCAAAAGCCCAAGAAAGCCAGGAGAGUGGAGACAGCAAAAUCAAGGAUGAAGACUGAUUCACAGAAGGGUUACUGUCUUGCCCCUGUGAAAGAAAGGGAAAAAAAGACUAAAAGUAGCAUCACUAAAGGAUUGGCGCCUGGGGGUGCAGGUAAUAUUUUGUCUAGUAAGACUCUGGAUAGCCAGAGUAGUAUAGGUGUACGCACUGUAGCACAAAAUGCAGAAGUACAGCCUGUGGUGGAUCCCAAAGUUUUGCACGUCUUCACAAACUCUGCCACCACUGAGGAGAGCUGUGAAACUCAUGAACGUUUGUCUUCACUUGACGUCCUGAGUCCAGACUUCAAAGUCAGCAGCUUCAAGCCCCGGUCCAACCAUGGCCCUAAACCGAGAUGUAGAGCCACUUUUGUCAUACCCAAUAGUUUUAGCGAUUCCACCAGAAACAGGAAGAACCACAUUGUUCCUGACUCCUUGUCCCAGGAUGAUGGUGACACAAACAGCAGGACAUCUAAUGUGUCAUUAUCAACUGUUGAGACCAACACAGAAUUGCCUGACAGUGGUGAGGGAGUACGUCAGAGCCUGAGGGAGCUGCUCAUGGACGAUAGGCCUCCGUGGGAGUCCUCUGUGGAUGUCAGCUGUUCAAAUGAGACUGGAUUUGACACUCCAGCCUCAAGCCCUAAAAGGGUUGCUUCCUCUGCUCACAAGGUUGCUGUAUAUAAAGAGUCGGCUGAGGUUAUGGCUGAAAGAUCUCCAGUAGCAGAAAGAGCCCUGAAGCCACUAACCAACACCAACUGGACAGAUGAUGAAGACACAGGACGGGCCAGGCGACGGGGAGCUGCCAUUAGCUACAAGUUGCCAACCAUUAACUGCAAAAUGAGACGUGGAGAUAAGUUCUCAGACACCAAAUACCUGAGUUCCCCCAUUUUUAAAGCGAAGAAGAAGAAGAAAAGACUACAACAGAAGGACACAUAUAAACCUGGCAGUUUGGAGAACAUGCAUUCAGUUAAUUGACUUUAUUCUGUGACAUCUAAUUUCAUUCUUACACGUAUUGCCAAUGCUUUUAUUGUUUUUCCCUUUUGUUUUAAUAUAAGUUUACAAAUAAAAUGUCAAUACAUUUUAGGUUGAAAAUCUUUUUGUUAAUAUAGCACCCACUUUAUUAGUCAUGAAGGAAUAAAUAAUUGAAUAAGCCUGUAAGAAAUACCACAUUUUUUGUUUUGUGACAGUAACAGAUAUGUGAUACAGACAUACAUUAUCUGGAUGGUCCAGUCAGUCACCUAAGGGUAAGUCGAACACUCUUAUGCAGUAGCUAGUUGCCUCUAAUGGUAUAUUUAAAGUUGUUGCAAUAGGAUUCGACGGAGUAUGUUACAAAACAACUUUAAUUAUGCCCUUUGGGGCAGCUAGCUAUUGCUUAAGGUUGUUCAACUCAUCCUUAGGUGACUGACUGCACCAUCUAGCUGGAUCAUAUCAUGGUUAAGUGCCGACCAACGCACCUCCUUAUGUUUCUAAAAUAAUCUGGACCUGUAUUGUGUGAGUGAUUGACUGGAGGCCCUGUGUGAAUUAUUCAGAGUAGGCUGUUCACUUAGGAGGCUGUGGUUGUCUUUCUGCUCCCCUCGGUCUCUACUGUACACAGCCUUUCCACAAGCAGGUGUCCCCUGAAGCGGCUACCGUUUGCAGUGUGUCUUUUGGUUGGUUUAUUUACAUGAAACACAUUUGUGAUUUUGUGCUACUCUGACAUUUGGAGUAGUACUGCAGUUUUUGGGUGUAACCAUUGCUGAUAAUUCUGCAUCGUGUGGUAAGUACAGAUUGCUUUACAACAUGAAUGUGUGUCUGUAUUAAAAAUAUGACCAACUGUAAUGUUAUAUGGAUUUAGAUUGCCAAUUUGAUCAUGUAACUCAGAUUUGAAUAAGCACCCAUUUUACCAGGCACAUGCUACAUAAAAUGUUAUGUAAAUCAACAGUGACCUAUUUAGGUCAACAUCUCAUUUUGGAGACUAGUUGUGGGAAAAUGUUGUGAGGCCAAAUCUUUGUCAGACAAAGUCUAGACCUACUUCUAUUCACCUUGCUUUUACCUUGCUUAAGCACUUCAGGCUGCACAAUAAUCAUCAGUGAUUAAAGGUUUAGUAAAAACAUA